AUGGGUGUAGACACGGUGAAAGAUUACUGUGAUAUGUUGAAGAGCGAGAUCCAUCUUACGAAUGUCUCGGUAACGGCAUUGUCUAGUGUUACCAAGGACUUUUGGAAGAGCACAAGGGGAAUGGUGAUCCGCAUCGAGAUCCUUGUAGUACUGGCUGCUCUCAUGUUCCUUGUACUCGGUACUUUUGGGCGCUACCGUCGCCGAAGCAGAAACUGUUUCAUUCAGAAAAGUGUUUUCGGCGCCUUUUCCUUGUCCUCCUCGCUGGUAACCUACACAAUAGGUUCAAUGCAAUCCUCACCGGUGAAGGGCAGCAUGUACUCUCUUUGGGCCAUCGCACUCUUCCUCCUUCAUGGUUGCACCGACUCCAUCACAGCUCACAGUUUAAGUGACAAUACACAGAUCACCAAACAGUGGUACCAGGUGGUGCUCUACUAUUUAUAUGGGCUUUUUCUGCUAAUCAGUGGCAUGAACGAGACAGAACCUAGAGCAUGGGAGAACCCACUAGUAAUUAUUCUACUGGGCCUUUCUUUAUACCAGUUCAUGCACAGAUUAGCAGCAUAUCACCUGGCAACCCGGUCUUGGAAGUUGAACAAAAUUGUUGCUGAUUAUAUGCAUGAAGAGCACGAAAUGGGCGGUGAAAUUGAUCCAGUCACCAUGGAAGGUUGCCAUUACCUGGUUGAUUGGCCACUCGGAAAAUCCAAGAUGAAUAAUGAGACAUAUGCAACAAAAAUAACAGCAGAUUCCAAUGAAAUCAUCGACAUAAAGAAGAUAUGGUUGUGCGAGUCACUAGACACGGAGCUCAAGUAUGAAUGCCUUUCCUUCUCUCUGUUUCAUCUGUUGAGAAGGCGUGUCUUUGGGUUUGCAUGUGGCGAAUCGAAGGAAAAAGCACAUGACUUUGUAUUCAAGGGGCUGCUCCUGGAUCCGGAGGAUGGAUACAUCAGGGUAUUCAAGGUGAUUGAAGCCGAAUUGACCUUCAUGUAUGAUUUCUACUUCACCAAGUAUGCUGCCAUUUACUAUAGAUCAAUGGCUGCAACAAUUUGGUACUUGGUUUCAGCCACCAGCAUAUGCCUUACAAUAUAUGCAGUAGCUACCCGUGUGAUGGAUUAUGACUGUUUUGAGACUGAUAUGGAUCUUCUGUCUCUUACCAUCAUCAACAGCAAGGCUGAUGUUAUUAUCACCUUAGUGAUACUUGCAUCCGCUGCUUUGCUUGAAUUGGUACAAAUAUUGGUUUUCUGGACAAGUGUUUGGGGUAGAGUGUCCUUUGCAUGUCAGCAUGUCCGAGAAGAAGCAGCAGAAAAAAGAAGCAACAGAGGAAGGCUUAGCGGCUGUUGCAUGAUGAUCAUGAUGACAGUGAAAAGUCUUCUCGCAAACAUCGGCAUGCGAUGUGACUCAAAUAAACACUACUGGCAACAUGAGCUUGGGCAGUACUCACUGAUUGGAGCAGUCAGCAAAAGUAUUGAUAGCUCUAAUCCAUCGGCGACCAACCAGGAAGAUCCUCAGCUAUCCAUCAUGGCCAGGAUCCUUACCUCGGCAGUAGGCAGAACCGUGUAUCUCCUCGACUAUCUGGCCCUGAGUGUAAGAAGUCGACAAGCAAUCAAGAUCCGUGGUGAACAAUGCAAACCUAUCAAACUGCAUGAACAAGUAAAGAAGGCAGUUGUGCUUUCCCUUGUGCGCAGUGAAGGAGAACUAACGAAUGGCAAAUCGUCGUUAGUGGUCACCAAAGAAGAAUCCCUCUCAUGGGCUUGUGAGUGGGACGUGCACCCGGAAACAACCUGCAUUAUUCUGACCUGGCACAUUGCAACAUGUUACUGUGAGAUGGUACCAUACUCAGGCGGUGGCGGAGGUGAAGAAGCAGAAAUCAGGAAGUUACAGUUUGAUGUUGCCACUACACUGUCGAAAUACUGUGCAUACUUGGUGGUCUCUGAACCAAAACUUCUUCAUGGCCACCAUUAUGAUACAGCGAUGGUGUUCGAUGCAGCUGCAGAAGAAUCAAUAAAGACCCUGCGAAGCGCAACGAACAUGUACGAGGCCAUGAAAACUCUGCCGGUGGCACAAGCGACAGUCUUCGAGAGGGGGGUGAAGCUGGGGAAGGAACUAGAGAGUAAGCCAGAGAGCAAACGCUGGAAGGUGUUGGCUGAAUUCUGGGCCGAGAUGUUGCUCUACGCCGCGCCAUCAGACAAUGUCAAUGAACACAUCGACAGGCUCACCAAAGGCGGGGAGUUCAUCACCCACCUCUGGGCUUUGCUCUCUCAUGCAGGCAUCCUUGGCAGGAAACCCAAGCAUCAAGCUGGAAUCGUGUAA
Messenger RNA from Triticum turgidum subsp. durum (durum wheat), 2301 nucleotides. NCBI's taxonomy places the organism in Eukaryota, Viridiplantae, Streptophyta, Magnoliopsida, Poales, Poaceae. The record is from the annotation of a GenBank genome assembly.